AUGAAUCAAGUAAAAAUUAUAAGUCAUUUCUGUAGCAUAGGCGGGGGUCAGUUCCAAAUUGUGAAAGAGAAUCCGGAUCUUGACAAUUCGGUAAUUUAUAUUUCGGGGAAUUGUCAACCGAUUGGAUCAAUUCGAAAUAAAAAAAUGUGUACCGUAACUUCAACUCAUAAAAAAAUGUGUGCCGUAACUUCAACUCCCCUACUAAAUGAUCGUUUUGAAAAAAUUUCGACUGAUGAAAUCUUCGGUGAUUCAUCGAUGGUUGAGACGCCCACGACUUCCAUGCUAUCACCUUUUGAUACCAGAACCGAAGACCUAGGACCAUUUACUUCCAUGCCUUCUGGAACCAGAGCCAAAAACCCAAAACCAUCUAUUUCCAUGCCUUCUGAAACAACAGCCGAAGACCUAGGACCAUCUACUUUCAUGCCUUCUGGAACCACAGCUGAAGACCUAGAACCAUCUACUUUCAUGCCUUCUGGAACCACAGCCGAAUACCUAGGACCAUCUACUUCCAUGCCUUCUGGAACCAGAGCCAAAAACCCAAAACCAUCUACUUCCAUGCCUUCUGAAACAACAGCCGAAGACCUAGGACCAUCUACUUCCAUGCCUUCUGGAACCACAGCCGAAGACCCAAAACCAUCUACAGAACUUGUCUCACCCCCUGAAAAUGUAGGCAGUGUCAUCAGAUCUGCAAGCGAUCUAUCCGUAUUUGAUGAAGAUGACGAAAUUUGCAACUAUCAGAGACAAUUAAGUGCAUUUCUUGAAAUAAACAAUCAGUUUUGCGAUCAAACUUUAAAACUACAAAACAAUUUAAAGAAAAAAUUGUUUAAAUAUGAAACGAAAGUUUCACGCAUCAAAAAGCGUAUAAACAAACUGGCUAAAUAUGGUGAUAUGGCAAUAAAUUUAAAAACUUUGUAUAAAAAUAUAAAUAAAUAA
This is a messenger RNA of Psylliodes chrysocephalus, 933 nucleotides long. NCBI's taxonomy places the organism in Eukaryota, Metazoa, Arthropoda, Insecta, Coleoptera, Chrysomelidae. The record is from the annotation of a GenBank genome assembly.